Messenger RNA from Lasiodiplodia theobromae, 1191 nucleotides. RefSeq names its product Neugrin-related protein. The record is from RefSeq and is a predicted model, not a curated record. Bases 1 to 1191 code for a protein of 396 amino acids. NCBI's taxonomy places the organism in Eukaryota, Fungi, Ascomycota, Dothideomycetes, Botryosphaeriales, Botryosphaeriaceae. The transcript has a single exon. Gene Ontology annotation, cellular component: nucleus.
AUGACUUGCCCUGCAUGCUCGCGCCGGGCGCUCGGCCUCUUCAUUGAGAGUACGAGCGGCUUAAAUACCACCACCAUACUGCGUUCUCGCCGAUUGCCUUCGAACAACGCGCCGCCACCGCUGCGGCAGCAACAGCAAACCCGCCUGAGAGCUUUCAGCGCGCGACCCGCCCUCCGUACCCCCGACGCCUUCCGCUUGCCAGAUAUUAGACAAACUGACGGUGCCGGUGCGGACCAAAAUGCCUCGCAAGACGCUGCCAUCGUGCCGUCGAAUAUCAACCCCGAACCAAGAGCGCCGACGGCACAACUGCGCGACGAUGCAGAAGAUACAAUUGCUGCUGGAGAUGGGGCUCAUUCUGCUGGGAGCGUAGAUGCGGCCGCGGACCCUGAUCCGUCGGAGCUGCGCAAGGACGUUGGGCUGGGGUCGGACAAUGUGCAGCACCAGUUGUGGGACCUGACUGGAGGCGUGUCCGGGACACGGCCACCAUGGGACAAAAAAGAGAAGAAGGAUAAGAAAAAGAAGAACAAACGGGAGGGUGACGAGGAGAAUGCGGUUAGCUCAGGCGACCAGUCUGGGAAGAAGAACAAAAAAGUUGCAGAGAUUUUCUUACAAGGCGGCGUUCCCAAGGUUGCUGCGCACGAAGACGUGAGGAGGAAAACCUGGGGCAAUGACAAGAAAAAGAGAAUGUUGCCUUGGCAAGUGCAGAAGGAAGCGCUAAAGGAAAAGUUUGGGGACGAGGGCUGGCAACCGCGCAAGAAGCUGUCGCCCGACGCAAUGGACGGAAUAAGGACGCUUCAUCAGUCGGAUCCUGAGUUGUACACGACGCCGGUGCUGGCCAAUGAGUUCAAGGUUAGCCCGGAGGCGAUCCGGAGAAUCCUCAGGUCCAAGUGGCGGCCCGAGGACGAAGAGCAGGAGGAGCGGGCGCAGCGCUGGGAGAAGCGCGGCGAGAAGAUCUGGGAGAUGCAGGUGGAGAAGGGGAUCAAGCCUCCCAAAAAGUGGAGGGUCAAGGGUAUAGGGAGUGUGCAUGGAGGCAAGGAUACGGUGCCGCGGUGGAAGCAGAAGCGAGGCCGGAAUGGCGAAGGACAGUACGGACAGUAUGAGCCGAGGAAUCGCGUUUCAGAGUUUGCGCGGCCACGGGGACCGGGUGCCAACUACGGCGACGAGGGUGGCUGGAACGACAGGAUUCUGUAG